Myxocyprinus asiaticus (Chinese sucker) is the source of this 1487-nucleotide messenger RNA. Its product is annotated as heterogeneous nuclear ribonucleoprotein A0-like. The coding region runs from base 76 to 960 and encodes 294 amino acids. The record is from RefSeq and is a predicted model, not a curated record. Lineage: Eukaryota; Metazoa; Chordata; Actinopteri; Cypriniformes; Catostomidae. Gene Ontology annotation, molecular function: RNA binding. The transcript has a single exon.
ACACGCCCUCGCGUUUCAAACGCAGUGACUUAUUCCAUUUUGUGUGAUUCCGGUCAGUACGUCCAUUGUAAGAAAAUGACUAACCAGCUUUGUAAACUGUUCGUUGGCGGCCUAAAUGUCCAAACAACCGACGAAGGCUUGCGGAGACACUUUGAACAGUAUGGACAGCUAACAGACUGCGUGGUGGUAAUGAAUCAGCCACUGCAGCGCUCCCGUUGCUUCGGCUUUGUAACGUACUCGAGCACUGAGGAAGCGGACGCCGCCAUGUCUGGAAGGCCACAUGUCGUAGACGGCAACACCGUGGAUCUGAAGAGAGCGGUGGCCCGAGAGGACGCCGGUAGACCAGAAGCCCUGGCCAAAGUCAAGAAAAUAUUUAUUGGGGGUUUGAAAGACGACAUCGAGGACGAACACCUCAGCGAAUAUUUCUGCCAGUUCGGCGCCAUCGAGAAGGCUCAGGUGAUCACCGACAAAGACACCGGGAAGAAACGUGGUUUCGGCUUUGUUUACUUCGAGGACAACGACUCGGCCGAUAAAGCCGUCGUGAUGAAGUUCCACACUGUCAGUGGACACAAGGUGGAGGUGAAGAAGGCCCUCACCAAGCAGGAGAUGCAAGGGGCCGGUGGUCGCGGCGGCCGGGGAAUGGGCCGACCUCAAGGCGGCUACGGCGGCGGAAGAGGUGGUUACUAUGGCGAUUAUCAGAAUGGUGGUUACGGUAACAGCAGCAACAAUGAAAGCCAAGGGGGCUACGGGGGUUACGGAGGAGGCUACACCGAUCAGACGAGCGGCGGGUACGGCGGCGGGAAUGGCUACAGUGACUUCGGUGAGGGUUAUGGACAGCAGCCGUCAACUUACGGUGCCAUGAAAGGGGCAUAUGGCGGCAGGAGCGCUGCGCCAUACACACGUGGUGGUAGUGGUGGAGGAGGAGGAGGAUAUGGAAGGGGAGGUUAUGGCGCAUAUUAGAAGCACCAAUGUGACUGUCUUUUUUUUUUUAAACACUUACGACUGGACUUUCAAAAAUGAGUUGUUUGAUCUGGGAAUUGUUAGUUUGGUUUAUAUUGAGUAACUGUGAGCUGUAUUAUUGGGGAACCUCUACCCCCCCCCCCCCCCCCCCGCAUUGCCAUGAUGUCGCUUUCCGGUGCCAUUAGCAGCACCAGUAGAUACCGGAGUCUUGUUUCACUUUUGUGUUUUGUUUUUAAUUUUGUUUAGGUUUAAAGUGGUCACGUUUACCCAGGUCAGGCCGAUCUGUUCUUGGUUUACUGAAUGUAAGACCAUCGUUUAGUGAGAUGAAACUCAGGGGUUAUAACGAAAUUUAAGCAGCUCAUAGUUUUUAUUUUUAUGUCCUCUUUGACCUGUAUAAUUUUAUGUAACAAUGUGUUUUGUUUUAACGCUAUUACACAGUUCAUAUUGUAUAAACUGUUUUUAGUAUUUUAUUUGAUCAAACAGUGACCAUGUUGUAAACCUUUAACCAUUAAAACGACUUUCUUAAA